Messenger RNA from Staurois parvus, 735 nucleotides. The record is from the annotation of a GenBank genome assembly. NCBI's taxonomy places the organism in Eukaryota, Metazoa, Chordata, Amphibia, Anura, Ranidae.
AUGACGGCCACCGCUCAGCAGACCGCCAAGGCCCAGCCAGUCCAUCUCCCAGCAUCCUCUGCGGCAGCUAACCCUGUCCCCGGUGCUCCAAUUGACCCUCAGGCGCAGCUGGAAGCUGACAAGCGUGCUGUCUACAGACAUCCUUUGUUCCCCCUCCUGACGCUGCUGUUUGAGAAGUGUGAGCAGGCCACGCAGGGCUCCGAGUGCAUUACCUCCGCCAGCUUUGAUGUGGAUAUCGAGAACUUUGUCCACCAGCAGGAACAGGAGCGCAAACCGUUCUUCAGCGAGGACCCCGAACUCGACAACCUGAUGGUGAAGGCAAUCCAAGUGCUGAGAAUCCACCUGCUGGAACUGGAAAAGGUGAAUGAAUUGUGCAAGGAUUUCUGCAACCGCUACAUCACCUGCCUGAAAACCAAAAUGCACAGCGAUAAUCUCCUCAGGAACGACUUGGGAGGACCCUAUUCCCCAAACCAGGCGUCCAACAGCCUUCACACACAGGACUUGUUACAGAAUUCUCCCAACGCGUUGUCUGCUCUGUCCAACAACCCACAAGGAAUAGUUGUUCCGUCCACACUACAGCAAAGCAGCCUUUCCAUGACAACCGUCAACUCUUCGCAGGUUGUAUCAGGUGGUGCACUUUACCAGCCCGUUACCAUGGUAACAUCACAGGGACAGGUAGUAACUCAAGCAAUCCCCCAGGGGGCCAUCCAGAUCCAGAAUGCACAGGUGAGCUGA